AUGACUUGGAAUCCAAGAAAAAAAAAUUACUUAAAUUUAAAACCAUCUCUAGCACCACCACUGCUUUCAGUCACAGAAGACCGUGAUCUUAACUUGGCUGUCCAACGUUUGAUGCACGUAGAAGCUACAAUCCGAAAAUUGACCAAAGAAACAAAACGUUAUCUCGAAGCGAUAACAAAUUUGGACCGUGCUGAUCAACGGCUGACGACAAAUCUCAGCGCCUGUGAAUUGAUCCACAUAAAUGAUGAAUUUCGUCACAUUGUCGAGGAAUAUUUAACCAUAACAACUCAGGUGGGUAAAACGGUCCAGGAUGUCAAUCUGCUGUCCCAUAAAACGUUUAUAGAGCCUCUAAAAAAAUUGCGCGAUGAAUUUGCACUCAUCGCCGAAGCACUCGCCAAGCGAGAAGAGAUAGUCAAUACCUGGAGAACGGCACACAAUCGGUUGAAGAAGCUUCAAGAGAAGAAGGAUAAAACGGCGAGUCAUGUCGUCAAAUUAGAGCGCGAAAAACGGGCCGAAGAAGCAGCAGCAAAGGAAUUAAAGUCUAUACACUCGCGAUUAUUAGUCGAGUUGCCCUGGUUUCUGGAAAAAAGGCUUGACUACAUAAAACCUUCGAUCAAUGCUUUAAUUAUGAUACAGUUGGACUAUUAUGGCAAUACUAUGAAAUUGUUCAACCAGCUCAUGCCACUUGGGAACUAUACCUCUGAUGAUGAAGAUGCGCUGGUUAAUGAGCAAUUUACUCGGAUUAAAAGUUUGACCAUUGUCAAAGAUCAUUGA
Messenger RNA from Cotesia congregata, 774 nucleotides. The record is from the annotation of a GenBank genome assembly. Lineage: Eukaryota; Metazoa; Arthropoda; Insecta; Hymenoptera; Braconidae.